AUGCCCGUAAGAGACACCGUCUUGACGUACCGCCUCCGACCACAGGCCCUCAGGGACUACUUGAGGCAAAUUUUCAACCAGGAGAUUCCAGUUUCUACGUCCGUUGAUGGCAGAUCAUUCUACCAUUUCAACGUACCACGCAAACUUCGCCCAGAUGAGAAGGAGUAUAUCUACAGGAAUCUCCGUUACAACGAAGAUGAAGAUCCUAUGUGGUAA
This is a messenger RNA of Annulohypoxylon truncatum, 216 nucleotides long. RefSeq lists its product as uncharacterized. NCBI's taxonomy places the organism in Eukaryota, Fungi, Ascomycota, Sordariomycetes, Xylariales, Hypoxylaceae. The record is from RefSeq and is a predicted model, not a curated record. The coding region runs from base 1 to 216 and encodes 71 amino acids. The transcript has 3 exons.